CUAACACUCUUGAAAGUGACCAGACCUUCCCUUCUCUCUGGCACAAAGCAAAGCGUACCAACUUUAAUUCGAUCCUCUGUGAAUGGGUAACAGUGAUCUUGGAGGGAGCAGUAGGAACCCAAACCGCCUGCUCUCAGGGAGCUUUCCAUUCCAGAUGGAGAAGGCAGACCAUUGCAACAUGGGGUGUCCGAGUUUACAUAACUAAAGGCAUGAAGGAAAAGGGAAGCGAGGUGAGGGAUAGCACGGGGUUGCUCUUCUGGACAAACUGGAACGGCCCAAGCAGCCUGCUGGGGCAGCAGGUGCGCCCCGGGGUGGCCUGCGGUUGGCCUGUGAGAAUUCUCUCCUGUAGAAAAAUUCCAGUCCUCGCCUUCUCGCCCACUCCGCAUGACCUUCUAAUGAGCAGGGCGGUCUCCCCAAAUGCCAUUUGAAAGGCAGCCAUAUCGUGAGAAAUAACAUCUUUAAAAACGAAGCCUUCGCAAAACGCAUGUCUGAUAUAAGGCUCGUAUCCAAAUAUGCAAACAACUCUUCCAGCUCAACCAUAAGGAAACAACCUAAUUAAAAAUCGGGCAAAAUCCGAGCAGACAGCUCACCGAAGAUACACAGAGAGCAAAGAGGCUCACGAAAAGACGCUCGGAAUCAUUCGUCACUAAAUAAUUGCCAAUAAGAACAAUGAGAUGCCACCACACGCCCAGGAGAAUGACCCAAAUCAGGAGCGUGCCGGCACCACGUGCGGGCGAGGACGUGGGGCACGGGACUCUCGUUCGUGCCACGCACCACGGGGCAGCCGCUUUGAAGCCACUUUGGUGGCUUCUUACAGAACUAAAUACAGUCUUUCCGAUGAUCUAGCAAUUGUGCUCCUAUUUAUCUGAGGCGUCUGAAAACGUACAUCCACCAACAACCUACCCAAGGUGUUUAUAGCAGCUUUCUUCAUAAUUGCCAGGGAGUGGAAGUGACCGAGGUGCCCUCCAGUGGGUGAAUGGAUAAAUCAAGUGUGGUGCAUGCAGACAAGGGGAUAUCAUUCAGCACGAAACGGAAAUGAGCUACGGAGCCAUGAAGACACGGAGGAAACUUAGAUGCACAUCACUGAGUGAAGGAGACCAAUCUGUAUCUUCAACUCCAUCGAAUGGGAGUCCUGAAUUUUGUGUGGCAAACUUCCCUACAGAAGGGGCAUCUCUGCUGGCAAGAAGCUUUGGUGUGGGAAGGCCUACAGAGGACGAAGUAGAAGAACUGCGGCUCUCAGACUGGUUUAACCCUAGAAAACGCCCUGAUGUUGUAACGACCACAGACUGGCUUGCUCCGGUCAUAUGGGAAGGCACUUUCAAUAGACAGGUCCUGGAAGAAUACUACGGAAGACAGAACCUCACCAUAGGCUUGGCUGUCCUUGCUACUGGCAGGAUUGCAGACCAGUACCUGGAGCUGUUCAUACAAUCGGCCAGUAAGCACUUCAUGACCGGCUACAGAGUUAUCUUUUACAUCAUGGUGGAUGCCUUCUACAGGCUGCCUAACCUGGAGCCCGGUCCUCUGCAGACGGUCCAAGUACUCAACAUCAGAGGACACGAUGCGGAUGACUUUCACCUCAUGCGCAUGAAGAACUUAGCUGUGCACAUAGUAGGGCACAUUCAGGACGAAGUUGACUUUCUCUUCAGCAUGAUGGCCAAUAGAGUCUUCCAGAAUGACUUUGGGGUGGAGACCCUGGGCACGUCCGUGGCUCAGCUCCAUGCCUGGUGGUACUUUAAAAACACGGAGAACCUCCCUUACGAGAGGAGGCCCGGAUCCGCGGCGUGCAUCCCUUUGGGACAGGGGGACUUCUACUAUGAUGGCACUGUCAUUGGUGGCACGCCCCUGGAGAUUUUAAAUUUCAUCAAAGAAUAUCUGGACGGGAUUAUGCGCGACAAGGAAAAUGGGCUGAACAGCACCUACGAAAGACAUCUGAACAAGUACUUUUUCAUCCACAAGCCCACCAAGCUGCUGUCUCCGGAGUACAGCUGGGACACGGUGCUGUGGCCCCCAGCCCAGGUCUGGUUGGUCAAGGCAGCACGGUGCUUGGAGAGGGCCUUCUGACUCACCAGCUUCUCCUGUGGACGGGCCGACUGCGUAGACACGGAUUCCUGAGCAAAGAGGGCGUCCUAAAGCUCUCCUGGUUUCCGGGGUGUAAACGUUGAUGCCAUCCAUCCGCAGGAAAUGUUUCUCCUCGCAGUUGUGAACCGUCCAGUUUGGUCCAUGCAGGAUAAAGAAUAAAAACGAUUAAUGUUUAAUCACA
Molecule: messenger RNA, 2260 nt
Organism: Callorhinus ursinus (northern fur seal)
Lineage: Eukaryota; Metazoa; Chordata; Mammalia; Carnivora; Otariidae
Gene: GLT6D1
Product: glycosyltransferase 6 domain containing 1
Biological process (GO): carbohydrate metabolic process
Cellular component (GO): Golgi apparatus; membrane; vesicle
Molecular function (GO): hexosyltransferase activity
Source: RefSeq, a predicted model, not a curated record